Molecule: messenger RNA, 2649 nt
Organism: Linnemannia hyalina
Lineage: Eukaryota; Fungi; Mortierellomycota; Mortierellomycetes; Mortierellales; Mortierellaceae
Source: the annotation of a GenBank genome assembly
AUGGAAUACGUGAAUCCAACAACAAUCUCGUUCGUCGCCGCAGGAGCAGGCGCGGGAGCCUACUAUGUCUAUGCCAACGUGAUUGAGCCCCAGAACCAGGCCCAGCGCGUCCUCCAGGCUGAACAGGCCCAGAAGGAGCUUCUGAUGAAACUUGAUGAGGAGGAGGCUUUGCGACGUGGGAUUAAAAAGCAGACUACCAAGAGGAAGACCAUUGUCGUUGCUCGUCCAAAAAAGAUUGAGCACGACAACUCGGAUGUGACACCCGAGGAUCUCAACGAUAUGAUUUCGACCUCCAACCCCUUCGACCUCCUCGAACGCCCUCACACCGUCGCUAAAGCCAACGGAUCAGCGGCAACAAAGUCCAAGAAGGGAGCAGUCUCCAAGAAGAAGGCCGAGGUCGUUAUUACCGCCGCCGUCGCUCCCAAGGAGCAGCAGUCGCCCAAGGCGGUGUCGUUCGACCUCAAGCCAGAGAUCAAGGAGUUGCCCAAUGCCGUCGUAUCCAAGAAGGAGCGGAAGGCUGCCAGCAAGAAGGAGGCAGCAUCUACUCCUGCUCCUGCAGCUGUUCAAUUGAAGGUUACAAUUGCCACUGCAAAUGCAGCAGCUGUAUCCACGAAGGCUGGCGCUGCUCAGUGGCUGGAAGCCGCUUCCCCCAAGGAGCCAGAGGAUCUCCAUACCCCUGAGCCCUUCAAGCCCACCCGUGGUCAUAAAAACACGUUCGCUGCGCCAGCACCAUCAGCACUCUCUGAACCAUUCCAUACCUUCAAGUCUGCCAAAUCCUCACAAGCUCGCAAGCAGCAACAGCAACAGCAACAGCCUCAACAAAAGCCCGCUACUGUCGAAACGGUCGUGGAAGUGCCUCCCAAGCCUGUAGUUUCUGUGGUCAGCGAAGAAGAGCGUACCCUUGCCCUCCAAGAAUUCAAAGCCCUCCAGGCACUCGUCCAAGCCCGCGACCUGGCCUUGGCAGCAGCCGAGAGCCGCGCCGAACGAUCCAUGCGCAAGAUCCAAGAGCUUCAGAAACAGAUUGAGUCUGAAGCGGCCCUGGUCAAGUCUGCACAAAAGAUCGAGAACAAGGCUCAGAAAUUGAACGAGAAGGUAGUGUCGCUUCAUUACACCAACUCGAUCUUGGUCCGCCAGCUCUCAGUCGAUAAAGAGAACCUCAAGACUGCCCAGUUACAGGCUAUCAAGAAAGAGGCCGAGUUUGCUGCCGAGACUGUUGUUGGUAACAAGGGUGCCGAUGCGGAGUGGGAGACUAAACUGGAGGCGUUGGAGCAGGAGCGUGUUCAGCGUGCUGCUCAAGUCGAACAUAUUCAAGAAUUGAACCAUGAACUGCAGCAGCACCGCACUCAGUCCGAGUCCGAGAUCUCGCAACUCUCUCAGAGCCUGGUCGAGGCUGACCGACGUGCUGAGGGUGCUCUUCGGGAACGGAACGAGAUCCUUCACCAGCUGUCGAUGAUUGUUUCUGACAAGGAGGCUAGGAUCGCGUCGUUGGAGGCAGAUAUUGGAGCCCUUGAGGGAGAGCUCGAGAACUCCAAGGUGCAGGUCGAGCAGUAUGCUGAGGCGGUCGGGCAGGCAGAGGAGGUGUCCCAGAGUCGUCAUGAAAUCUUGGAGGGUGAGAAGCAUUCGAUGCUGGAAGAGAUUGAUCUCUUGAGGGGCUUGCUUACCCUGGAGGAGACCAAGGUCGUGGAGAGGGACGCUGACGUCAAGAAGUUGAAGGAAGAGCUCGAGGUCGUCCAGGAACAGAUCAGGAAAUUGGAAGGUGACCACGCCAGCGCUCUCACUGCCAAACAUAAGGAGCACCAGUAUGUCCUAUCGACCAAGGAAUCUGCUCUGGCCAUCCACAUCACCAACUCGACCACCGCCCAGGCCGAGGUCGAGACCGUCCGUUUACUGUUGAAGGAGGCUCGUGAGAAUCACCGGGGCGAACUCGAGAAGUUAAGCCAGGGGCUCCAAAAAUCCAACAUCCAAAUCGCAACCUUGACUACGUCCCAACAGUCAUGGACUACCAAGAUGGCAGAACUCACGGAGAGGUCGAACGAGAGCAACGACAAGGCAAUGGAGCAAUCUGCGACGUUGAACAAGCGGAUCCAGGAACUUGAGCAGGAGAUGGUCAUCAAGGAGUCCAGCCACCGCAUUGUCUUGACCGAGAAGGAAGAUGUGGUCACCAAGUUGUCUGCACUCGAGACUGUUCAUGAAUCCUGCCACGGACAGCAUGGUGCCCUGACCAAGGAAAAGCAGGACCUCCUCCAGACUGUGUCAACAAAGUCUUUGGAGCUUGACCAUUUCCGUCUGGAGAAGGAGGCUCUUGCAUCCGAGUUGGCCCAGAAGAAGACCGCGUAUGAGGAGUUAAAGUCUGCCAAGGAAGGCGUCGAUGCAGAGUUGGAAGCCUUGAUCGAAGCAUCAGAUACUAAAAAGACCGAGAUCGAGCAGGAGUACGACGCUCUGAGUCUGAGGGUUGUCGAGUUGGAGCAUGAGCUUGACGGCCUUCGCCAGCAGCAACAGACAAAGGCGAGCGACCAUACUGUUGAUGAGGUUGUGCAGGAUGCCGGCGAGGGUGCUGCUAAGAAGGCAGCGACGACGACGGAUGGAGAGCAGAAAGGGCAGGAGGUGUUUAAUGCUCAGGUGGAGGGUCUUGCCGUUGCUACCUACUAA